Podarcis lilfordi (Lilford's wall lizard) is the source of this 7091-nucleotide messenger RNA. The record is from the annotation of a GenBank genome assembly. Lineage: Eukaryota; Metazoa; Chordata; Lepidosauria; Squamata; Lacertidae.
GACAAACUGAUCUUUGCUUUUGAAUUGAUCAUAUGAUUCAACUGGGCUUGCAUGAGGGACUGUUUUUUAGUAAAUGUCUAAAACAAAGGUAAGGAACCUUUUUCAACUUGAACGCCAUUUGCUUCCUCUACCCAGCCUUCCUUUGGCUCACUGCCUUUCCAAAUCAGACUGUGGAUGACGUCAGAGCAGUUCAGCCAAUGGUGGCAAGACAAGAGGCUUUGGCUCUGCGCAAUGCUGAAAUUGCUGACAAGCAAACCAGGAGGGAAGCUGAUGCUUUUCAGCUGCAAUUAAUCUUUAUAUAUACCCUUUCCAAAAAAAAUCUGCCCGGUGACAUCCUUCAGUAACUGUCACAACAAGGUGUUUGCUUUUACCUUUAGCACAGAUGCCAGAUGCCUUUCUCAGGGUUAAUUAAUCAAAGCGACUUGUUAAUUAGGUGACUUUCUACUGUAUAGGUAAGCUAUAUGGAGUUGGCAGCGUCCCCUUGUCCUGUCAGGGCAUAUAAUUGCUUUAAAGAGGUAUAGCCUUUGCCAGGCAGCCGAGCGUGUGAUGGAAACUGCAGGGGGGCUGGCUCUGGUGCAGCUUAUUAGCCCAUCUGCUUCGUAAAGUACAUUGUGAUGCACUUGCAGAAAUGAUUUCUAACAGGAGAUGAAAAAAUGUACUUUGCAAAACUGUUCACAGGUGGAGGACGCCGCCGUUGUUGCCCUGGAUCAAGAGGCAAGUUUGGUUCAGAGUAUUAUUGUUGUUGACAGUGGUGUGCCUAUUCUUCCUCUUCACUUGCAUUGAUGUUUGUUUUAAUAUUGGGAAUAGGAUGCAGGUGGCGCUGUGGUCUAAACCACAGAGCCUUCUGGGCUUGCUGAUCAGAAGGUCAGCGGUUCGAAUCCCUGCGACGGAGUGAGCUCCCAUUGCUCUGUCCCAGCUCCUGCCAACCUAGCCUUUCAAAAGCACGCCAGUGCAAGUAGAUAAAUAGGUACCACUGUGGUGGGAAGGUAAACAGCGUUUCUGUGUGCUCUGCUUUCCAUCAUGGUGUCCCAUUGUGCCAUAAGCGGUUCAGUCAUGCUGGCCACAUGACCCGGAAAGCUGUCUGGGGGCAAAUGCUGGCUCCUUCGGUGAGAUGAGCGCCACAACCCCAUAGUCGCCUUUGACUGGCUUAACCUUUACCUUUUCCUUUUUUUAUCCUUUAUUGGGAUGAGAGAAAGGAAUGGUAUGGGAUUGGGCUGUGUAAUGAUUUAUCAGCAUGCAGGCAAAUUCAUACUAAAUAAUUUAGUUCCACAGCUUCUUCAGGCUAAGUCCCCUGUCAAUUUAUAUGGGAGAGAGAUCCCUCUGUCUUCUUAGGAGAUGGGGUUUUGACCCACUAAACAUUUCAUUUGAUACAUGCCAAGGAUAAAACAUCUUAUAGGAAUGGGGAAAUCCACAUGCAAAUCUUCGCUCACCAGUGGAGCUCACUGGGUGACCUUGGGCCAGUCACUACCUCAGCCUUGCCUUCCUCACAGAAUUGUUGCAUAGACAAAAUGGAGGAAACUGUGUUCACCACCGUGAAUUGCUUUAAGGAAAGGUGAGGUGUCAGAAACAGUAGCAUAUGUCAUGGUGGAGCUUCAAUAUUCACUGGAUCUUCAGGUAAUCACUACAGCUUACUGGGAGCGAGGAAAGGAGGGGUGAGGCUGUGGUAAGCUUGGUGCAAGCCACACCAACAGAACCAAUGCCAUUCUCACUGCCUUGGGUGUUAGGUGAGUGCCACCCCCAUACCCAACACCAAUCACAGCUGAUUCUUUUUAAAAGUACUGUAUUUUUCCGUUUAUAAGACUAGAUUUUUUCCUAAAAAUAAUGUCAAAAAUUAGGGGGCGUCUUAUACAUGGAUACAUCUCCUCCCAUUUUCUUAACUCUGAGUCCCCCAAAAUAGGGGGCAUCUUAUACAUGGGGGCAUCUUAGAGAUGGGAAAAUAUGGCAAUUUUAUUAUAAACGCAUAAACUGGGGAAGCAUUGGCCCAUGACACAACACGAUAGUAAAUGAUUAAUUUGAUCUGUGUCGGAGCAAUUUCAAGACCAGCUUACCAGAUCACCCAUGCUUGCUUUUUUUUAAAAAAAAAUAGCCUUCACAAUCUCCCUCCUUAGGUAUCCUGCUUUUUCCUGUGUGAAAGAGUGACGGUUCUACACCAAUUUCAUUUGGAGAUGAUGGUUUAAUUUGCAUGAGCCCUCAUGUGGCAAGAGAUGCUAGGAGUUACUAUGUGAGGGACAACCUUUGGCUGUGUGGGAAUAAUUUAAGAUGGUAAAUAAUACCUGAUGUCUAGGCUUCCCUUCCAGGUGUUUCGAUGAAUUUAUACAUCUUUGUAGCAGCCAGGAGCUCCUAUGCUGAGUCAGUUCAGGGCAUUUUUUUAUGAUGUGUGAAAGCAUAAGCUGUCUUUUGUUAACUGCUUUCUCUAAAAAGCUUGCAACUUCAUUUAUCUUUAUGUGGCAUCUUAUUGUUUAAUUUAAUUUCUGCACUAGCUUAAUAGUUUCCAUGUGUGUGUGUUUAAUGUGCUAAACUAAAAUGUUGCUAAUGUUUAUUUCUACCUUGAGAAAGAAAUUAUCUCUGAAACCAAUGCCAUCAAAAAUAGAUUUCAGCAUUGGUCUCAGUAAACUGCAUAUCAGAGUAAUUAAAUUCAGCACCUUAAUGAACUUCAGAUUCAAAACUUGCACUCCAGAAGCCCUAUGGGGAUUAUGCUGAUUUGAAAAGAUAUAAAGUCUGUCUAAAAGAGAUAGGAAUAGACAGAGAAAUCAGAUAAACACAGACUGGCAAAUGAAAUGUGAUAUGUGCCGCUGAUAUUUUCAUUAAUGUUUUUCCUCCUGACAAGUUUUCCCAUCAUCUGGGAAGAUCACAUUUUGCUAUCUCUGAUAUUUAUAUGUCAUGUCUCCCAAAGCUGCUUUUCAUGAUCUGAGGAGAAGCCAGAGUAUUAAAAAGCUUGUUAUAUUACAUGUGCUGGUAUACAAUGUGUAGUUUGAUCAGUAAUAAUAACAAUAAUAAUAAUUUAUUAUUUAUACCCUGCCCAUCUGGCUAGGCUUCCCCAGCCACUCUGGGCGGCUUCCAACAAAAUAUUAAAAUACAGUAAUGCAUCAAACAUUAAAAGCUUCCCUAAACAGGGCUGCCUUCAGAUGUCUUCUAAAAGUCUGGUAGUUGUUGUUCUCUUUGACAUCUGGUGACAUCUGGUGGGAGGGCGUUCCACAGGGUGGGUGCCACUACCGAGAAGGCCCUCUGCCUGGUUCCCUGUAACUUGGCUUCUCGUAGUGAGGGAACCGCCAGAAGGCCCUCGGCACUGGACCUCAGAGUCCGGGCUGAACGAUGGAGGUGGUGACACUUCUUCAGGUAUACUGGACCAAGGCCAGUUUGCAGAACCAAGGAAUUGGCCAGGACUGAAGAUGUCCUUAGAAAGAAUCACUUCUGGCUUGAAACAGUGGGGUAAGCUCUCUUCCCUAUGCUACACCACCUGGUGCCCUCCAGCAGGUGUUGGCUGGGGCUGAUGGGAGUUGUAGAUCAAAACAUCUGGAGAACAUGAGGUAGGCAAAGGCUGGCCACUCUCCAGAACUUUACCUGUUUAGUUCCCACCAUGGAAUAGAAACAAAAGUAAAAAUGUGCUCCUCUGAUUUGCAAGGCAUUUCUGCUAGAGAUUUUCUGUGGCACACUCCAUCCAGCAAAGCAAAUCUUUAAAAUACCUCCUUCUUAAGAAGAUGCUGAAAGGGGUGGGGCGAAGAGAGAGAGAAAUCUUCCUUGUGAAAAGCCUAGCAUUUAAAUUCUUUAGACUGUCAUGACCGUCACUUUGCUAUUAAUCCGAACCUCUACUGUGCCGCAUUAGGAUUUCACACACCUUUGGAGCUUAAAAGAGGAUGGCAUUCAUUUUUCAGGCUAAGUCAGGAUCAAAGAAUAUCUUUCUCCUUCUCUCAGUCGCAUAAAUAUGGCUCACAUGCCGCCCGCCUACCAGCAGUGUUUACCCUAGACGCUCCAUGGGCCCCAAAGCAUGUGCAUACAGGGGAUUGUCAGGACUUUGAUUCGUGAUAAAUUUCACACAAAGAAAGAAAUAGCCGACAAAAUCAGAAAUGCGGGUCAAUUGAUGCUAAAUCAGUGGCAUUAAUAAUGCUUAUUUCAGAAGUGGCCUGGAUUCAAGAGAAAGAGGAUUUGAAAAACAACAACAGCAGCAGCCCUGGAAAAUUACAGAAAAGACUGCAAUGCUCAUACUAAGGAAACAGGUAAGCAUUUUAUUAUUGGAAAUUCCUUAAGUACCUUUUAUGAUAUUGUGGUCAUAUUUUCCCAAUGUAUAUCUUAUCAAUGCACCUUUCCAUCCUCCCUAUCAUUUUGCCCCAUGCUCUACAGUGCAUAAAAGGCUGAGAAACUGUUGUCUGUUGUUCGGGUGAAUGUGCCAGAGGCAAGGUAGACCCAGGAGUGGAGCAUUAUGAUGUGAACCCGUUGUUCAAAUAACAAGGCAACCCUACCAUUAGGCGGUGACACAAUCACUUCUCGAGGAAGCCAUGAUGCCCCCUAUGCCAUUUCCCAUGAGCCAUUUCAUUCUGUUGGAGAUAAGUUCUAUGUGUGGCCCAUGCCCGUUAUGUUACCACAUUGCCACUGUUGAAGUAAGACUCAACUGUGUUAUAUGCUGGGAUGUGUGUAUGUUAGAUGCUGGGAUGCCAUUGAAGUCAGUUUGGAAACAGCAGCUGCUGCAGGAUUCAGCAGCCAGGUUGCUCACUGCAGCAAGGUGAUUUGAACACAUACCACCAACCCCCUGUGUGUUUUUUUGCAAAUCUUUUUUUUAUUGAUUUUCAUUUUUCCCCAAAUUGAUCACUAAUUAAAACAUAUUAAAUUAAAUUAAAACAAAAUAACAUUUUCCCAAAUCUGAACAAAUUCAACAUUUUCCCAAAUCUGACUUCCUGCACGCCCUCCUGAAUGUGUCAAUGGUUCUCCUUGAUGUUGCAUCAUAUUCCCCAGUUAACUCUAGUUUAACUUCGAACAUUACAAAUAACCUUACAUUACAAUAUACAUUGGUAUCUCUGGAUGCGAACGGGAUCCGUUCCGGAGCCCCGUUCGCAUCCUGAAUAGAACAUAACACGCAACUGUGCAUCUGCACGUGCGUGGGUCACGUUUCGCUGCUUCCACGCAUGCGCGUGAAGUCAUUUUGAGCGUCUGCGCAUGCGCAAGCUGUGAAACCCAGAAGUAAUGUGUUCUGUUACUUCCGGGUCGCCGCGGAGCGUAACCUGAAAACGCUCAACCUGAAGCAUAUUUAACCUGAGGUAUGACUGUCCUUGCUUUUUUAAAACUUAACUCCUUUUCAGACAACUAUCCACCAACCAAUUGCUGCACAUUUAUUAAAUGAACAUUUCCAGUUUCAACAAGUGAGGUUACUUUUCCAAUUGUCAAUCCCUUGAUUAACAUUAAUUAGCAUAGAAAAGAAGAAGAACUUCCUCUCUUUGCAUCUGUGAUACACUGGCUACCCAUUAGUGGCUCAACCCAAGUCAAAGUGCUGGUUUUUUAUUUAUAAAGCCAUAUGUUCCUUGGGACCCCAAUACUACAUGGACCAAAUUACAAACACCAAGAAAUUUAAGUGGAAGCUAUACUUAUUUUAAAAGAUAAUUUGAGCAUGCCCAAGUUGGAAUGUUUGGUUGCAAUGGCCCAUGAAACCAUUUGUGUCCAUAUGCAUUCUACUGUGGGGAAACCACGCAUUUCAAGAAAGAUCCAGGGGUGAGGAGCCUGUGACUCUCCAGAUGUUGUUGGACUAAUGUUCCUGAAAUAUACUCAGAGUCGAGUGUGGAUUUCAUGCUCUUUAUUCAGCUCACAGUAGCAAGGAAUGGAAGUUCCCCCACAAUAUCCGCUUUAUAUACAUUAUUUACACAAUGGGCCAGACGUGAUUGGCUAAUUUCAGGAUUCUCCUGUAGGCCAAUCAGGUUGCGGAUUCACUUCCACCUGGAGCUGGAUUGGGUGGCUCCUGUGGACCAAUCAGAGUGCUGCAUUCUGAAUCCUACUGUUCUAGGACCAAUCAGACUGCUGCAUUUUGGAUCCUAUUGUUCUAGGACCAAUCAGACUGCUGCAUUUUGGAUCCUAUUCAGCUCAGUACAUAACAGUUCCCAUGCUGUCUACUAGGUCUAAUAGGAAUUGGAGUCCAACAAGUCCCCCCAUUCCUGCUAUAGGCCAUCUUUGUCAUUUUCUCUUUGUUUAUCAUUCCUACCCCUUUCUCUGGAUAGGGACGCGGGUGGCGCUGUGGGUAAAACCUCAGUGCCUAGGACUUGCCGAUCGUAUGGUCGGCGGUUCGAAUCCCCGCGGCGGGGUGAGCUCCCGUCUUUCGGUCCCAGCUCCUGCCCACCUAGCAGUUCGAAAGCACUCCUAAGUGCAAGUAGAUAAAUAGGUACCGCUUUAUAGCGGGAAGGUAAACGGCGUUUCCGUGUGCUGCGCUGGUGCUGGCUCGCCAGAGCAGCCGGCCACGCUGGCCACGUGACCCGGAAGUGUCUCUGGACAGCGCUGGCCCCCGGCCUCUUAAGUGAGAUGGGCACACAACCCUAGAGUCGGACACGACUGGCCUGUACGGGCAGGGGUACCUUUACCUUUACCUUUUACCCCUUUCUCUGUGUGUGUGUGUUUUUGGGGUUUUUUUUACAUCUCUCACUUCUGUCUGUAUUUCAGGUGAAUUCUGAAAGAUUGAAAGCCCGGCACAAGGAGCAAUUGAAGGGAGUGCGAGAAUCCCUACACAGGUCUUUCAGAUCUGUUGUGUGGUUACAGAGAUGUUGAUAUUGAUAGCAAACAUCUAUUUCGGAGAUGUCACAAUAGAAGUACCUAUGUGCAAACAUGUACUUUAUUUUCCCUUCCCUCCCUCCUCUUUGUGAAAGCAAAAUCAAUACCAAAACUAUAUUGUAGCUGUAUUUUUACAUCGGAGACAUAACGCUUUUGAGAGUCAGUACAAAGGCUUUCAACAAAAAAUAAAGCCUUUCAGUUUGCUCACUGGACAUAACCACAAUGCACUGUGUUAAGCUGGUUACCCAGAGACAUGUUUCUAACGGAAUCAUAUAGUUAAUAAGCUCAGUGUGAAAAGCUGUAGGUUACAUCUUUUAUCCACGGCUUGUUUAUGGUAAACAAAAUACAAC